AUGCUGCAACAGUUGCAGACCGAGCUGACAUCCUCACAGGUAAAUUCAGCAUUUAAUUUAUUUAAAAAAUGCCACCAUUUUAAUAAAGUAGUAUUGCUGCAUUAAACAUGAUGCAAGCUGAACCUGAAAGCUUUCAUCUUCACUUGUUAAGAAAAUGAAAUACUUACUUUGAAGAUCUGCUUACAAAGUAUUUAGUUAAAGGUAGAUAGCGAUAUGAGGUAGAAAGUAAACAGCAUAGUGGGUCAAUUUUUCCGCAACUAGGAGUGUUGAAGCGCAAGGCUCAACUUCUCUGCCGUUUUGGUCUCGUGGCUACCACGCUAUAACAGCGUGAAGUUAACCCGUGCACAUGCACAGAUACUAUACUGUGUGUGACGAUGUGAGAGCAUCGAAAAGUCUUGCUGCUCAUGGCAACGUCAUUUCGCUGAGACUACCUUUAACACAUGUUUAGAAGCUGUUUAUAAGGAGACCUAGUUACCAAUGUAAAAAAAAACAGCUGCAAAUACAAACUAAUCAACAUGAUGGGCUAUCUGUAUCAUUUGUAAAUUAAACUUCAUAUAACGUUACUAAACUCCUGGCCAUUACUCCUGCAGUACCAGUGUCCAGGUAUGGCAUCUCUCCUGGACCAGGCUGGCCUGAUAAAGACAGCUGCUAUAGAGAAGGUGGUGGCCCCCAUCGCAGCCCACCUGGUCCACUUGGUCCUGCUGUGUGAGAGAGCAGAGGGGCUGGAGGGACCAGAGCAGUUCACCCAGCUAGAGGGAGAAGCACAGGCUGUGGCCAGAGCCACCAAGAACAUGGCCGCUGUUGCCUGCAGGUGAUGGGAUCCUGCAUUCCAAUUCUCUCUAUCCUUUCUCUCAAACUGUGUACUUGUUCCCUUGCAUGCACGUAUUUAAAAACAAAGGACAGGUAGUCUAUAAGAAAUAUGGUUGAAGCUCCUUAUAAAAUAUAAUAUACAGUAAUAGUAUUCUUUGCUAGAUUUAUAAUUGUAGGUUUUACUAUGUUCCCCAAAUUUACAAGAUAGGUCUAUUCUCUUGCAUCUACCUGGACCUGCUUCCUCUGGUCCAGCAUGACACACAUUUGUUGACUCCAUCUGUUAUUGCAAAACAGGAAGAAUGUCUUAUAAUCAUCUGAGCGGGAAUCGGUUUAUUGAAGCCAGACUUUAUUUUCUAAACUUAACAACAUGCAAAGUUUGUCAUGAACAUCACAUAGUGAAAAAAUGUAAUACCAUACAGAACUGCGAGUGCCCUGAGUAAUAACAACAAGCCUGGAAUCCAAACUGAUAUGCUCAAUUUUACCAGAUCCUUUCAUUGCAAAUAUAAAUAGAUGGCUCUGCAUUUAACUAUUGUUUCACUGAGCAUAUCCGUUUGGUUUCCAGCCUAAAUAACAACAUCAUUAAAUGAAAACCAGGCUGUUUUAGUUUUUUCACUCUCUUCCAAGACGAUCAGAAGCCACAGAUGAUGAGGUAAUGAGGACAGAGAUGUCAUCCCUAGUGGAGCCGAUGACUGUGUCUGGACAGCAUGUCCUGCUGGCAGCCCAGAAACUCAGUAUCCAGCCCAGCCUCGCUGAGCACAGAGAGGAGCUCAUCACUGCAACACAGAAUGUACUGCUAGGAGUGGUCAAAGUACAGUAACAUUAGCCUAUGUGGUGACACUUUACUUAAAGUCUGCAGCUAUACUGCGUUAUGGUGAAGUUAGAAGACUUGUCAUGAGCAUGACAUUAUAAUGUCUUAUAAUCAUUACCUGUUCUUCGUAUAUACAAACUUAUGAAUAUUAAACAGCGUACAGUAUGUUUCCAGGUUGGUUCACAUAGUCGUAGAACAACAUAUGUACUAGGAAAAUAACAACUAUCUGCAGAAUAUGUGAAGAGUGUUCAAGAAAACCCUUUAUAACCCUAUAAAGCAUGUUGUAUAACAUCAUCAUAUUCAUUAGAAAAUUGAAUAUUAUUCAAGUAAACCCUCCAAAAAUCAUCACUAUCUAUUAUUUAUAUUCCUAUGUCAUCUAGAUACUUUUAGUGGAGGACAAUGCAACAGUGAGAAAGAUCGUAGCGGCUGCAGACUGGGUGUUGGACUGCCUAUCCUCUUUGGGUUCCUCCCUGGACAUCCCGUCUCUACUGAAGGCCUUCCAUCGGUUCACUGAGGCCCUGGUUCUCCUGAACAACCUGGUAGUGGAGAGGGCUGAAGCCCUGCAGGUAAGGGGAGGGAAUGUGCUCAACUCAUAGCCUGGUCAAGCAGACUGAUUGUUUAACUUAAAUUGUCAAUUGAAACAGAGUGUGAGCUAUCGUGAGAUCAGGCUGGUUCCGCCAGGCUACUCAACUCUAUCCUCUUGCGUAAAAAUAUUGAAAGGGUGUUUGCAGUCAACAGUCUGUAACAAUGAAAAAAGAGGACCAGCUGAGCACUCACUCGAUGUACCUGUAGUUGCAAUUAAAGUCUUUGUUUAUCUUCUGUUUUCCUACAGGAUCCUAGGCAGACGGAGCACUUGCACAACUCUUUGUACACCUUGAGGAAAUGCAUCUCUAUGCUUCACACGGCUAUGGUCACCACCAUCAAACACCCAACCAGUGAGCAGGCCCAAGCCGCCAAAAUGUACAUUCUGGACAAGGUGAAAAGCACUGUGAAAGACAUUGUAACUACAUUAGAGAGUGAUUGCCGUAGAGGUGGUGGUGCCUUCGGUCCGUGUGGGUACUACACUGACAGGCGUGAUGGUUUGAUAAGGCUCCUGGCCAGUUCUUCCUCCUCUUCCUCGAUCAGUAACUUAGACAGCCUCUUAAGAGAUCUUGUGUUCCACUGCAUGGUGGUGGCCAACUCCUCACGAAGGGAGCUUCAGCACAGUGUGGUGGAUCAUUGCCGACAUGUCCUACAUCUCUGGUCAGAAAUGUCCAGGCUUGUAAAGCUUCCAGAGAAUCAUCAUGAUGAUAACCUGAACCAGCAUUUACACAGUAUCUGUUUUUCACUGAUGCAGCGAAUCCAGAACCUUGACAGUGCCAUGAUGACUGCAGUUCUCUAUCAAGUUCUGGACACGUUUGUUACAGGGUCAAGUCCACUCGAAGAGCUGGUGAAUAUGGUUGGACAAGUCUUGGAGAAUGAUUCAGUUGAAGAGUUGCUGGUAGAUCCAGUUUCUAUCCAGCUCUUGCUUAUGGAUCUUCUCUCACAGGCUGAUAGGAUGAUCCAGGUUGCAAGUUUCAUCUCGGCUUUCGCCACGGAUUCUAAGAGUCUAGAGAAUGUGGAGAACUCAAGGGCAUGCCUCACGCGUCUGAAGGCUGGGAUCGAACCUCUUGCACUGGAGUUGGAUAAAGACGGUUCAGACUUAGAGAACUGCUUUGAGGCCGUGCAGAAACUCCACGAUCUGUGUGAGAGAUGGGAAGAGGAGACCGGUCAGCUGCAGAAUGCUCUUUGUGACAUCAUCGAUGUUAGAGAGUUCACUAGCUUGGCAGUUCACGAGAUGGCUAAUGACCAGUGUGGAUGCGACACAGCGUAUAAAGCCCAGAACCACAAACUGUUCAGAAAGCAUGCUGAUAACCUUAUCUCACACACAAAACAGGUGGUUCACUCUGUUAGAAGACACGUAGACAAGAGUGACAACCCCAUCUACCGCAAUGGGCUCCUAGUUCUGUUGAAACAGGUUGAAGCAUCACAGGCCAAAGUGGUCGGAUCUGUCAGAGACAUGUGCUCUGGUUCCAGUCUAGAUGUGAAUGUAUACUCUCUCUUUUCAGAUCACGCCUUUGUGGUGAUCCAGCACUUUAAAGUGUUAAGAGAAGGGCUGGAUGGACAGCAACAUCCACACCUCCUCAGUCCACUGCGAGAGGAUGCACGCCAGCGCAUAGUCUUAUCCUCAGUCCAAGCAACCAAUCAGGCUCAAGGAUCAGUUAUGGAUCAGGAAAUAAGAGACCUUGGCCUUCAGUUUCCUGUUCUGGACGUUUCAGAAAGGGAUUCACCAGUUGAAUGUAAAGUUGAGUCCUCAGAAAAAGAAAUUGGAGAGCCUGUGAUGGCACACAAAGACUUCAACAAUGAUUUAAACGGGCUAGCUGUUUCAGGUGAAGCGAAUCCAAUCCCAAAGCCUUUUGAUUUCGACCUUUUGCCCCUCUUGUAUGAGGUUGUGACUGUGACUAAAGAAAAAGAUGUGACUGUCCUCAGCAAAGUCUGUACAGGAGUUCUCAAGCUUUCAAACUGUUAUGCUCAGGCUGCGAAAGAAGCUUCAACUAUUGUUGACGCUGUCGAUAGUCAGACAUUGGAUAUCUUCAGAUCAGAGUUAGUGGCCCUGACGCCUCAGUUAGUCCAGACAGCUCAGGAGACUGCGAUGAGCUUAGCUAUGAGCACGGACAGUCUCUACAAACACAGUACACUGUUCUCUGACCUGAUCAACAACAUCAGGAAAGUCCUCUUACCAGCUGCUGGAACCUGGUACCACUCCGUUUAUUCAAUGUUUCAAGGUCGUCCGCCGAACAUGGCUGCCACCGCCAUUUCUCAGGAACUCAGCGAAGUCAUGAGUUUGUGUGCCGAUGUGGUGCAGCUGUUGACGUCGUCUGAUAUAACGGCACCAAGCGACUGUCAGGAGACCUUUACAGUUUUGCACAGCAAGCUGAACAAAGUCCAUAACAACACAAGACAGCUGCUAGAACUUGCUAGCUCAUCAACAUCAGGUCAGGCAGAUCAACUUGAGGGGCCUUGUAUUCUGUGGGCGCUGUCAGUCAAAGUUUUACUGAAUUCUCUGGAUAAGAUUUUAGGAACAAGGGAAACGUUGAUGAGACAGUUGACCCCUCAGAAAAGGUUGGCGGCCAUGUCCGAGAACUCACUGCGAAUCCAAGAGGCAGCGAGACUGACUAGCGUAAAUUGUAAAAGUGCCUACAAAGUGAAAACAUUAACACAACUUCAGGAGGAGUUAAAGACUCUCACUGAGGCAUACUUACAGGUAGCUGAGGACCUCUGCAUUGUGUCCCUCUCGGGCAUCCUCCAGUUUGCCAGGUCAGAACUUCUACAAAGACAGCUCCUGAUCAAAAUGAGGGUACUAUCCGGCCACUUGAACAAAGCAAAUAAGGACUACGUCACCGCAAUUCAAAACAUCGUAAACAUUGCUUAUACGGCUUCCAAGCACCACAAAGAUGACAAGACGUCAGAGGAGGCCCAAGAAACAUUUGAGACUGCUGCAGAGUCACUUUUCAAGAACGCCAAAGCUGCUACCAAGAGUGUUGAAGACUGUUUCAACUACAUUCGCAACCCUCGUGCUCGGAUUAACCUGAGGUCCAUCAACGAUCAUCUGUCCUUCCAGAUCUCGGAUAUAGUGAGCCGAGCCAGGCUGGUAGUGGAGACCCACUGUAUCUACGAUACACUCAGUUUGGAGAUACAGAUACAGUGCUGGUCAGCCAAGGCUCACUUUGUAGCCGAGGAGAUCUAUAAGGUGGACGGGCUAAGCCAGGAGGCUAAGGAACACGUCAAGGUAGAGUUUUUUGUGAAGUUAACUUAGCUCUUUGUUGUUUAUGUUCCACUUGUUUUUAUUAUUUUAAAGCACACUCUGUACCACUUUGAGAUUGUUAUACGAUGAAAAUCACGUUAUAAAAUGCAUGUGCUAUUAUUAUGAAGGUUUGUCUGCAGGGUGGAACACCAGGAGGUUCCAAAGAAGGGAUGACUGAAACCAAUCUUUCUCCUACUCUGAAGAGGCUUGAUUACCAACCAGACAUUGCACGCUGGCAGACAACCAAUCCAGGGAAUAUAAAUACCACAGAACAGAAUGCCAGAAUCUGUGGUGCAACGCCCAAAUAUGAACCUGCGAUGGCAACAAAACAAUAUGUGAGCAUUGAAUAGCUGAUACUUUCAAUAUUUUAACUACAUAGAUACAAGAUCAUCUACUUUACCACGAAAGUCAAUUGACUGUGAGUAUUGUAUGGUAUUUGUGCUUUUUCUGUGAGAAUUAUAUUCACAUUAUGUAGAGUAUAUACAUUAUUAUAUAUACAGUGCAUUCGGAAAGUAUUCAGACAGCUUGACUUUUUCCACAUUUUAUUACAUUACAGCCUUAUUCUAAAAUUGAUUAAAUACUUUUUUUCCCUCAUCAAUCUACACACAAUACCCCAUAAUGACAAAGUGAAAACAGGUUUUUAGAAAUGUUUGCAAAUUUAUUGAAAAUAAAAAACAGAAAUACCUUAUUUACAUAAAUAUUCAGACCCUUUACUAUGAGACUCGAAAUUGAGCUCAGGUGCAUCCUGUUUCCAUUGAUCAUCCCUGAGAUGUUUCUACAACUUGACUGGAGUCCACCUUGGGAAAUUAAAUUGAUUGGACAUGAUUUUUAAAGGCACACACCUGUCUAUUUAAGGUCCCACAGUUGACAGUGCAUGUCAGAGCAAAAACCAAGCCAUGAGGUCGAAUGAAUUGUCCGUAGAGCUCUGAGACAGGAUUGUGUCAAGGCACAGAUCUGAGGAAGGGUACCAAAAAAUGUCUGCAGCAUUGAAGGUCCCCAAGAACACAGUGGCCUCCAUCAUUCUUAAAUGGAAGAAGUUUGGAACCACCAAGACUCUUCCUAGAGCUGGCCGCCCGGCCAAACUGAGCAAUCGGGGGAGAAGGGCCUUAGUCACGCAGGUGGUCACUUUGACAGAGCUCCAAAGUUCCUCUGUGGAGAUGGGAGAUCCUUCCAGAAGGACAACCGUCUCUGCAGCACUCCACCAAUCAGGCCUUUAUGGUAGAGUGGCCAAACGGAAGCCACUCCUCAGUAAAAGGCACGUGACAGCCCGCUUAGUUUGCCAAAAGGCACCUAAAGGACUCUCAGACCAUGAGAAACAAGUUUCUCUAGUCUGAUGAAACCAAGAUUGAACACUUUGGCCUGAAUGCCAAUCAUUACGUCUGGAGGAAACCUGGCACCAUCCUUACGGUGAAGCAUGGUGGUGGCAGCAUCAUGCUGUGGAGAUGUUUUUCAGCGGAUGGGACUGGGAGACUAGUCAGGAUCGAGGGAAAGAUGAACGGAGCAAAGUAAAGAGAGAUCCUUGAUGAAAACCUGCUCCAGAGCGCUCAGGACCUCAGACUGGGGUGAAGGUUCACCUUCCAACAGGACAACAACCCUAAGCACACAGCCUUGACAACGUAGGAGUGGCUUCGGGACAAGUAACGUAACAAAAUGUGGAAAAAGUAGAGGGGUCUGAAUACUUUACGAAUGCACUAUAUACAUUCACAUCUUUCUUUGCAGGAUGCCCCAAGUUCUGCAGUCUUCAGAGACACCCUAUCCCUGACUUUCUACACCCCUUCCCUCACCUACACCACAAUCACCCCAUCUCUUACCUACACCACCCUGUUCCUCAAACAAGAGACAGACAGGUGGGACGCUCGGGGCAACCGUAUCGUCCAGGUAACCAGGGAGAUGGCAGACCAGAUCUACCACAUGGCCCAGUACCUGAGGAGGAAAGGGCCCAUACUGGUAAUGGCAAUCAAUCAAUAUUGGAUAGGUGCAGUGAAAUGUGUUGUUUUACAGGGUCAGCCAUAGUAGUAAGGCGCCCCUGUUGCAAAUUAGGGUUAAGUGCCUUGCUCAAGGGCACAUCGACAGAUUUUUGACCUUGUCGGCUCAGGUAUUUCACCUUUUGGUUACUGGCCCAACACUCUAACCCAGGGUUCCCCAACUGUUGGCCCGCGGGCCAGGUGGUUUUAUUUGGCCCCUCAAGUUUUCGGAGCAAAACAAACAUUGAUUUAUUUUCAUUGUUGGACAUAAAAGACUGUAAAAACACCAGGAAAUCAGCUCCAAGUGAAUUUAAUUUAAGAAAUCGGUUCACAAGUAUUUCCACACAUAAUAGAGAGACAAGUGAUCGUAUACAAAUGUAAGCAAGGUUUGAAAUUAUUAUGUUAUAGUCAAAUAUUAUGUCUGUUUGGGCUUCUUGCGGUCAAUUUUAAGUCUACAAAUUAUUUGUAAUUAUGUUCCAGCCCCCCGACCAUCCGCUCAAGAAAAAAAUCAGCCCGUGGCUGAAUCUAGUUGAUGAUCCCUGCUGUAACCGCUAGGCUACCUGCAGCCAAUAAUUAAUCUGUUUAUUGUAUGUAGUGCAGUCAGGAUUCAUUCCGACUGAUUUGAAUGCCUGAAUAUUUGCUAUUUAUUUGUCCUGAUUAAGCGGUUUUUAAAAACCCUACAUGGCAAAAGUAUAUGGACACCCCUUCAAAUUAGUGGAUUCAACUAUUUCAGCCACACCCAUUGCUGACAGGUGUAUAAAAUCGAGCACACAGCCAUACAAUCGCCAUAGACAAACAUUGGCAGUAGAAUGGCCUAACUGAAGAGCUCAGUGACUUUCAACGUGGCACCGUCAUAGGAUGCCACCUUUCCAACAAUUCAGUUCAUCAAAUUUCUGCCCUGCUAAAGCUGCCCCGGUCAACUGUAAGUGAUGUUAUUGUGAAGUGGAAAAGUCUAGGAGCAACAACGGCUCAGCCGCGAAGUGGUAGGCCACACAAGUUCAUAGUCCUCGGUUGCAACACUCACUACUGAGUUCCAAAUUGCCUCUGGAAGCAACGUCAGCACAAGAACUGUUCGUCGGGAGCUUCAUGAAAUGGGUCUCCAUGGCCGAGCAGCCGCACACAAGCCUAAGCUCACCAUGAACAAUGCCAAGCGUUGGCUGGAGUGGUGUAAAGCUCGCCGCCAUUGGACUCUGGAGCAGUGGAAACGCAUUCUCUGGAGUGAUGAAUCACGCUUCACCAUCUGGCAGUCUGACGGACGAAUCUGGGUUUGGCGGAUGCCAGGAGAACGCUACCUGGCCGAAUGCAUAGUGCCGACUGUAAAGUUUGGUGGAGGAGGCAUAAUGGUCUGGGGCUGUUUUUCAUGGUUUGAGCUAGGCCCCUUAGUUCCAGUGAAGGGAAAUCUUAACACUACAGCAUACAAUGCCGUUCUAGAUUAUUCUGUGCUUCCAACUUUCUGGCAACAGUUUGGGGAAGGCCCUUUCCUGUUUCAGCAUGACAAUGCCCCCGUGCACAAAGCGAGGUCCAUACAGAAAUGGUUUGUCGAGAUCGGUGUGGAAGAACUUGACUGGCCUGCACAGAGCCCUGACCUCAACCCCAUCGAAUACCUUUGGGAUUAAUUGGAACGCCGACUGCGAGCCAGGUCUAAUCGCCCAAAAUCAGUGCCCGACCUCACUGAUGCUCUUGUGGCUGAAUGGAAGCAAGUCCCCGCAGCAAUGUUCCAACAUCUAGUGGAAAGCCUUCCCUGAGGAGUGGAGGCUGUUAUAGCAGCAAAGCGGGGAACAAAUCCAUGUUAAUGCCCAUCAUUUUGGAUUGAGGUGUUCGACGAGCAUGUGUCCACAUACUUUUGGUCAUGUAGUGUAUAUCUAUAUUUCAGAGCAAAGAGAUGUUUGUCAGCACAGCAAAAGGCGUGGUCUCGAACUGCCAGUCCAUCACCCACUUUGUGAAGGUCAUAUCAAACCACUGUCUGGACAAACAGUGUACUGCUGAACUGUCUCUCAGAGUGGAACAGAUUCUCACCAUCACCAACCAACUCACUAUCAUCUCCAGGUGAGUGAUAAAUCAUUCAAACCAGUCAAUUCAAUGUAUUUAUAAAACACCUUUUACACCAACAGUUGUAGUGUAAUUUAGACAACUUAUGUAGAAAUUACCUUCCCAAAAAGAAACAGUUUGCCUUAUGGAAUAGCAGUCAAAAUACCUGAAUUUAACUUGUGGAGUCCCUCAAGGGUCCAUACUUGGUCAGGUCAUAUUCUAAUUUACAUCAAUGAUCUUCACCUCGUUUCUAGUUUUGUAUUUUUCAUCCUGUUCACUGAUAACAAUAAUGUAUUUCUAUUAUACAAAAAUCCCCAGAAUCUAAUAUCCUAAAUUAGAUCAGAACUAAUUAAAGUUGUAUACAUCUAUUUCCACAGUGUUAAUGCAUUGACCCCUGGAAGCAAGUCUUCAGAUGAGAUCCUUGUGAAGAAUGCCCAGAACCUGCUUCAGAUAGUUCUGCAGGGGAUCAGAGCAGCAGAGACGGCCUGCAUCAAGGUAACAGCCACUACCGGGAGAUGUACAGAUUCACUGUGGGAGAUGUAUACAUUCCCUGCCCCAUAAAUGUAUGGAUUCCCUGGUAAACCUGUACAUUUACAAUUGAUAGGGAAUGUAUAGAUUUCCUGGUAAAUGUAUAGAUUUCCCAAUUUUACACAUUUACCAUAACAGAUAGCAAUCUGCCAAACAGGGUUUGAAACAGCCGGCGUCCAACUCAGACGGGGCGGAGGCAGCAGCGCUCUGUUUCCAGUGGAAGAGGAACCUCCAAAUGCACCGAGCACAGCAGAACUGUAACACAGACACGGAUGAUCUGGGCCUGAGGAAAACCUCCCAGCACAGAGAAUCCCCCAGCCUGGCCCCUCCUAUACACAUACAGGAGCAGGGAUCCAAGUGA
Molecule: messenger RNA, 10322 nt
Organism: Coregonus sp. 'balchen'
Lineage: Eukaryota; Metazoa; Chordata; Actinopteri; Salmoniformes; Salmonidae
Source: the annotation of a GenBank genome assembly